Fusarium keratoplasticum is the source of this 588-nucleotide messenger RNA. RefSeq lists its product as uncharacterized. Bases 1 to 588 code for a protein of 195 amino acids. The transcript is spliced from 2 exons. The record is from RefSeq and is a predicted model, not a curated record. Lineage: Eukaryota; Fungi; Ascomycota; Sordariomycetes; Hypocreales; Nectriaceae.
AUGUCCGUCCAGCUCCAGCCCGCGCCCCGCCAGGUCGGUGUCUUCCCCAACCUCAUCGCCCGACAGACCGAGACGCUGGUGCUCAAGGAAAAGGUGCUCUCCCUGACGGGCGACAGCUUCGACAUCAAGCUCGCCAAUGGCCAGCCCAUCCUCAAGGUCGAGGGAAAGAUGCUGAGCAUCUCGGGUCGCAAGUCGGUCUACGACAUGCAGGGCAACCACCUCUUUGACAUUGUCAAGAAGCUGCUCAACAUCCACACCACGUUCCACGUCGAGAGCCCGCAAGGGCAGGUACUCAUGGAGGUCAAGAGUAGCUUCAAGCUGCUCGGAUCCAAGGCCACAGCUACCUUCACCUCGACUGACGGCAAGCAAGACGUCCUCGAGAUGAAGGGCGGCUGGCUCGACUACGCAGCCGACAUCAUGGACAAGACAACAGGCACAGCUGUCGCCCGCAUCGACCGCAAGCUCCUUAGCGGAAAGGACAUCUUCUUCGGCCAGCAGACGUACGCCCUCGUCGUGGCGCCCAACGUUGACAUGGCCCUCAUGGCUGCGCUGUGUAUCUGCAUGGACGAGAAGAAUAACGAAAAGUAA